Molecule: messenger RNA, 438 nt
Organism: Benincasa hispida (wax gourd)
Lineage: Eukaryota; Viridiplantae; Streptophyta; Magnoliopsida; Cucurbitales; Cucurbitaceae
Source: RefSeq, a predicted model, not a curated record
AUGGAUGAUAAAGUAUUCCUGGACGUAGCACACGUGAAAGCUAUUAUGAAAUUUGGUAGAAAAAGAAAGCUAAGUCCAUAUUUCAUUGAGCCUUUUGAGGUUUUGGAGCGAAUUGGCCAUGUGGCUUGCCGGUUAGCAUUGCCACCGUUGCUCUUUGCACUUCAUAAUGUCUUCCAUGUUUCUAUGUUAAGAAAGUACAUUGAAGAUGUAUCUCAUGUUGUUGACUUUGAGCCCUUACAAUUGAAUAGGAACCUAAGUUAUGAGGAGAAGCCUACUCAAAUUCUUACUAGAGAAGUGAAAAUUAUGCAUAAUAGAGAGAUAACACUAGUGAAAGUUCUUUGGCAGAAUCAUCAGUUCGAGGAAGCAACAUGGAAACGAGAGGAUGUGAUGAGUUCGAAGUACCUACAGCUCUUUCAGGAUGAGAACUUUCGGAGAUGA